CAUUUGGAUCCCCAACAGCUGUUCAGUAGUGUCUCAAAUAAGUUUGUUUUUGACGGAGGUGCACGAAAAGUUAUACAUGGAAGAAGUGUGCCGCGCCUGCAUGACCAGUACAGUAGCAUUGCUGAACAUAUUCGCCGAUCAGCAGCAUCCCAGUUUGGCCGACAUGCUCAACGAGUGCGUCGCCUGUGCGAUCAAGUUGGAGGAUGAGCUUCCCAAGAAAAUCUGCCUUGCGUGCAUCUGCGAUGUGAAAGCAGCAUUUGAAUUCAAGCGCAGAUGUGAGAAGAGCCAUCAGGUGCUGAGCUCACAAUUAAGAAAAGGUGAGAUGAAGCUGGAAGCGCCAGAAGAAGACAUCCACCCGGAACCGGAGCAUUUGAUAAAUGAGGAAUGCGACACAGAAAAAAGCAGUAAAAGGGAUGAAUUGUCCCAUAUCCCGGAUUCUGAACCAAGGCAAAAAGAAGCUGAUGUGCAGUCCGAACUAUUGAUAACAGAAAACUGGGAGCUGGCUGAGAGCGAUAUAGAUCUGGGCUGUGUCAAGGUUGAACAUGAUGAAGACAUUAUCAACGAGCAACAAAAGGAAUCAAGUGCAACAGCUCCCCCCAAAGAACUGAGCACUAUCGCAUCCGAUGCCAAAAAGAGUCAGUUUUUGUGUCCACACUGUGCGAAAAGCUUUACGCAGAGUUCACAUCUGAAUGCUCACAUUCGUACGCACACGGGAGAAAGACCCUAUAAGUGCCCGCACUGCCCCAAGGCCUUCAGUCAGGCCUCCAAUUUGCGCAAACACAUAUGCAUCCAUUCGGGAGAGCGUCCCUUCAAGUGUCCACACUGUACGCGAGCAUUUACACGGCACACGGAUCUUCAGUAUCACAUUUCCACGCAUCCGGGCAAACAGGUGUACAAGUGCACCCACUGCACCAGGUAUUUCAUCGAGCAGAGUGAACUGGACGAGCACAUGCGCUAUCAUAAUGGCGAAAGGACGUACAAGUGCACAGAUUGCUCGAGGGAGUUCUCCUCUGCCUGGCAACUCCAGCGACAUAUUCGCACCCAUACCGGCGAACAUCCGUUCAAGUGUCCGCACUGCCCGAAGAAUUGUAUAGACAAAGGCGAUCUGGGCAGACACAUCCGAUCUCAUACCGGGGAGCGUCCAUAUAAGUGUCCACACUGCCCCAAAGCAUUCACCCGGGCCGCUUAUCUCAAAUCACACAUUAGCACUCAUCCGGAAAUUCUCAUUUAAGUUAAAUACUCUACAGAAAUCCCUCCACUUUCAAUAAUAAUAAAUGAGAUCUGAUCUGAUUUUCGCAAUUUUUUUAUACUAA
This is a messenger RNA of Drosophila grimshawi, 1313 nucleotides long. RefSeq names its product zinc finger protein 691. Gene Ontology annotation, molecular function: zinc ion binding; DNA-binding transcription factor activity, RNA polymerase II-specific; RNA polymerase II cis-regulatory region sequence-specific DNA binding. The record is from RefSeq and is a predicted model, not a curated record. Lineage: Eukaryota; Metazoa; Arthropoda; Insecta; Diptera; Drosophilidae. Gene Ontology annotation, biological process: regulation of transcription by RNA polymerase II. The coding region runs from base 77 to 1231 and encodes 384 amino acids. Gene Ontology annotation, cellular component: nucleus. The transcript has a single exon.